UACAGUAUGUUCUAGUGAAUAUGAAGCAAUUAGGUAAGCGAAGCCCCACACUCUCUCCAGAAGGCUCUUAUGGAGAAUAAAUCUUUCAUGAAGGUGACGAAAGACAUCUAAUCCAUCUAAAUCUAGCCGUUAGAAUCAACCGUUAAGCCAGCUUUUUUGGACCCCACAGAUAGAAAAUCUAUGGAAAAUGGGGGGAAUGGAAUUGAAUUUCCUGCAAUGUUUUAUUACUUAGCAAAGUACAGAUGAUUUGAGAUUCUGUGUUUCUUUGCAUUCCCUAGACUAGUAGCAAAAACCGAAGCAUGUGUUGCUUUUUUUGGUGCUUUUUGGGUGGGCUGACAGUUACCAUUUGGUCUUUAAAUGCACUGCUGAUAGAAUCCAAAAAUAUUUAAAUUCACCAUUUGUCUUUCUUUUAAAACCAUUCAGCCACUUUAAUGUGGACCAAAUUUCCGUCAGAGCUAGCUUUACAAACCAACCUUAAAAGUUUUAAUAGCUUCCCAAAAGGCACAAAGCUACCUAUGACUAUAUGAGUUCUGUGCAACAAAGUAUCUUUUUCCCUUUUGUUACAAAGUAGUUUUUGUAUUAUAAUUGACCAAGUAUAUUUCUCAUCGACUGAUGUGGAGUGUCAUUGAAUAUAGUAUAGUGAACUAGAAUCCCAGAGAGACAGAGAGACAGAGAUGCAUGCAUUGUGGGUUUCUCUGAAGGAGAACUUUAACUGUGGAGUCAAGCUGACUGGUGUUGUUCGGCCGCCUGGGACAUGUUAUAAGAAAAGGAGUCCAACUACUGAGAAGGAUAAAUUGGAAUCUGAGCUUGUUCAUAGCACAAAGGUGAUUUGCAAGCAGAACAGCACACGAACAUUGCUUUCCAGGCUUAACACUGGAGACCCAUCAAGAAACAUUGUUGAGAUGAUCUUUCAAAGAGCUUCCAUGAAUCCCACAAAGCCAUCAACAAAGAUCAAAACCGUCCUCAAGGUGAAGAACUCUGCAGAAAUUGUUGAAAGGUUCGAAAAAUAUAGAGAAAGGGUGAAGAAGAAAGCCUAUGAGCAAUAUAAAAGACAUCCAAGAAGUACGGUAGAUGGGAAUGAGCUGUUACGAUUCUAUGGCACUACAAUAGUCUGUUACAGUGAAAAGUCAAAGCGAGUCUCUGAGCUAUGUAGAGAUCCAUCUUGUGGAGCCUGCAGAAUAAUUCAAUCUAAGUUUGACACAGAUUACACCAGAAGAAAUGGGGUGCAACUGAAUACCAGCAGUGAGGACUUGAGUGAAAAUAUGAAUGCCGCUACGAGUGUUAAGAAUAUAAAGAGGGCUGCGAUAGUUUGCAGGACAAUUGCUGGGAGCAUAGUUAAUGUGGUGGAUGGGGAAUAUCUAGAUUUUGAUUCAGUUGGAAGUGAAGGACUGCUUUCCAACUUAAAAUGCUUGAUAUUGCGAAAUCCUAGUGCUGUACUUCCCUGUUUCAUUGUAGUUUUUGACUGAUCUGAAUAUUGUGUAUA
This is a messenger RNA of Quercus robur (English oak), 1483 nucleotides long. RefSeq lists its product as uncharacterized. Bases 675 to 1466 code for a protein of 263 amino acids. The record is from RefSeq and is a predicted model, not a curated record. The transcript has 2 exons. NCBI's taxonomy places the organism in Eukaryota, Viridiplantae, Streptophyta, Magnoliopsida, Fagales, Fagaceae.